GGAGUUUUAUUUAACCUAUUUUUUUUUAUAAAUAUGAAAAUAUUCAGAAUAUUUCGAAGUUUUCAAAGUAAAUCAAAUUUUAAGAGAUAUUUGAAUAGUUUUACACAUGCUAAAAUAAAUAGAGCCUUUCAUAAACAAGCAAGCAUUGUUAAACAAUAUACUUUUAGGCAAUACUCUACAGAAAAUGAUGAAUCUGAAGACUAUCCUUUUUUGGAAGCCGAAACUUUGGAUCAGAUUGAUUGUACCAAAUACAUUUUAUUUAAAGACAGUGAAGACGCAAUUAUAAGAGAUUUAAAUGAGUGUAGGAGCUUGAAAGAUGUAUGGAAUGUAUUCAAUAACUACAAAACUGACUUCAAAGAAAAGCAUGUAGCACAAACAAUCUUUGUUUUAAAAGAUUUGCAAAAUUUAUAUUGUAGGGUAAACUGUUCUGUUGAUAGCGCAUUUUUAAAUUACCUUAACGAAAUGAAACAGUCAGAAGACUUUUCUAAUUUAAUGAAUAUGAUUUCAGAAAAGUUGUGUAAUUUUAAUGCAGAAGUACUGAGUUACAUAUUUUUGUACUUACAUAAAUUAGGCAUUCAUAUCGAAGAUUUUCCAAUGGUACAAAUAGCUGAAAAGAUAAAAAGGGAUCUAAUUGAAGAAUUUAAUAUAUCAAACUGCAGCAAGUGGAUUAAAGUUAUAUUUUUAGAAAAUGGAAGUAGACCAUAUUAUAUGUCACUGGAAUUGAUGCCUAAAAUAUUUAAUGCAAUAGAUGAAUGCGAUUCAGUGGAACAACUGGCAGAUAUUUCUACAUGUUUGACUAAAUUGCAAAACAUUGUUACUCCUCAAAUAGUUUCAAAGUACAUAGAUAAAGUGCAGAACUUCAUAGAACAUAAAAAACUAACCAGUAUGGAUCACAAUGCUGUUCUAAAGGUUAUUACAUUUUUAAGCUGUCCAGGCUGGCGAAAUCAGAAUACUGUUUUGUUGUCUAAGUGUAUGCUGCUAUUGAAGAAUCAAAUUAAUAGGUUAGAUGCUACAAGACUUCUGGUUCUUUAUGAGGUAUUUUUCAAAACCCAAGAGCCUGGCGAUUUGCUUAAUGAAAUUCAAAGAUGUGCAGCGAAAUACUGGCAGCAACAUGAAGAAAGCAAUAACUUAGAUAACAAUACUGCACUUAAACUAUUUUCUUCUCUAAUAUAUUUUAAUUCUCCAUUACACCGAAUACAUGUUCGUAAAGACAUCGAAAAGUUGUUAAAAGACCAAAUGUCACCGAGUAAUUUAAGUUUGCUGCGAAAGAUAUUUUCUUAUGUUAAGAUUUCUGAUAACUCUUUAUGUCAUGACUACUGGCAGAUGUGGAGUAAUAUUCUAAAUGAAGAUUCUAGUAUGUAUUUAUUAGUAAUGGCUUGCCAGAAUUACAUGCAGUUCAACACAGAUAUAGAUAAUUAUAGAAAUAAUAAUUUCGAGAAGAAAGUUUUAUUUUUAAUUAGAGAUUUAGUCAGAAGUGAGGAACUGUUAUUUCCUCAGGAUCUCACAGUAUUAUUGACAUUUGUUAUGUUAUAUGGUAGGGAUAAAAUGUUAUUAGAAAUAUUACUAGGAAAACUCAAAGAUAACCCAAGACAACUAAAAGGCGCAGACUUAUUCACACUGUCUAAAUUUAUUAAAAGAGAUAAUCUUUGUCUUUCCGAGAGGCAGUAUAAAGAUAUCCAAAGCGUUUUUAGAGAAACUUCUGAGCAUUUAUUAAACGAAAAUGAUUUUGAAACAAAAGUUCUGUUAGUGAAAUCUGCAAUUUUAAGGAAUGAAUAUGACAAUUAUCAAAUGGAUACGUUAAUAACCGAGUUUAAAGAGAUGAACUAUAUGUCUUCUAAGUUUCUAGAGCACAUUCAUUUUAUAUUUAUGACUACCAGUACCCUCGUUCCUGAAGUUUUUAAUAAAAUGACGGAGUACAUUAUCAAUAAUAAAAAUAAUAUUGUUGGAUUUAAUGCUGAGAAAUUGUUGUUCCUGUGUUUCCAUUUAGCAUAUCUUCCCAUUAAUGCGGACAAAUUCUUUCAAACGGUGACUGACAUUAUUAUAAGGGACCAGGAGAGAUUGAGUGGAUUGGCAUUUCUACAAAGUGCGUUAUCACUCAGUUUUUUCAACAAACUACCCAGUUUUCUAGUCAAACAAAUAUUUAAUGUGGAAUUUAUGGACAGAUUAGAUAAUGAAUUAGCGAAUUGUUAUUCGAAGGAAAAAUAUCCCCAAAGAGUUCGACAAACACUAAUGUACCUGAACCGAUCCGUCUGUCUAGAAUAUCCGGAAUUUAACGUGCCAUGGUUCCAUGAGAAAUACCUUAAAGAUAUUCGGAAAACAUAUAAUAAUGAAAUGGAAUAUACAUAUAGCAAAUCGAUCAAGGAAUAUUUGGUGGAGAUAGCAGAAAAUCAUAUACUAGAAAGCAUUACCACUCCGUAUGGAUAUUAUAUUGAUUUUGUCAUAAGUUUAAAUAAAGAAGACUGUGUAGUGUCUCCUAGUUCGAAGUCGAUUAGUAAAAGAGUUGCUCUACUUUUGGUGCACCAGUACGCCUUUACAAGAUUCUACAGCCAUUUAAGAGGAACGUACCAAAUGAAGAUUAGACAUCUGGAAAUUAUGGGCUAUAGCGUCUCUAUAAUGAAAAUAGACGAAUGGACAAAUUUAUUGUAUGCCAGUGAGAGGAUAGAAUAUUUGAAGAAGCUGAUAUGGCCUGACAAUUGGAAUACUAUUCAAUGUUUGCCUAAAAGAUGAAGCUGCAAUUAAAUGUGUGAUAAGAUAAGAAUAUUAAAGUGUAUUUUCUAUUUUUAUGACAAAAAAGUUAGUAAAAAAGAAUGAAAACCAAUGUUUAGUCAAUAAAGCCAUCAUACCU
Messenger RNA from Diabrotica balteata, 2845 nucleotides. Lineage: Eukaryota; Metazoa; Arthropoda; Insecta; Coleoptera; Chrysomelidae. The record is from the annotation of a GenBank genome assembly.